GUUGUGUUUGUAGUUUAUACGUGUAAACACGUUGACCUGGUCUGUUUGCGGCAAAUUGUGAUUUUAGCUAAAGUAAAGCUGCUAAAUUAUAACUAGCUAAUAUUACUGUAACAACUACUUGUUCUGGUCGAACGACGGAUUACUGUUUAUUUUACCAAAUCAUAAGUGUAGUUUUUCUCCAAGCAAGAAUGGCUCCCAAGAAAAAGAAAACGUCCACAGGAAGUGCAGGCAAUAAAGGAAGAGGGAAGGAGAUUCUGACACCCACACCUGUGGAACAACCUGAUCACCCAGAAGAUAUCUUCCCCAUAGUCCUGACAUCAGCCACCCAGGAGCUCUUCGGUUGCCGUGCUGAUGAGGACGUUACGAGGGAGAGCCCCUUCAAGCUGCUGAAAAAAGACAGCAUCGUACAGGACAUUAAAACCAGAGCCGCAGUGUCCGAUUUCAGCCCUGUGAAGCAAACUGUGCUGGAUUACCCAGAGGACGAGAUCCUUCUUGUUUUCGACCGAGAGUUCACAUAUGGCCAACGCUUCUAUCUGGUUCUGACACCAAAGGCCAAGGAUGGAAUUCUCUGUCCCCCACAGCCUGAAACGCUAGAAGUGUUGGAAAACAGAAUCAAUAACACCCCAGAACCAAAGCGAUGGAUUUCUCUUGGCAGUGAGAAGGAAAUUGAUGAGGAAUGUGUCAAAGAGACGCGGGACAAGCUGCUAUACAAGUUCUCCAGGGUGCGGAGGAAGUUCGGGGCACCGGUGUGUUUCUCUGACCGCAGCGCUGCAGACGCUAAGGGUGGCUACCUGGAGUGUGCUUCCUAUCAAGACAGCAGAUUCAGCAUCAAGCAAAUGCAGAGGGACUGCGGGAUGCAGGCUGUGCCUGGACUGCAGAGCAGCAGUGCUCAGACACAGUGGAUUGUUCAGAGGAAUGUCUUUACGCAGUACAAGGCAAGAGAAUUAAGUAAGGUGGAAAUAGAAAACAUCCUCCAGACUGAGUCUCUGAAGAAUUUCCUCAACUCAGUGACCUUCAGACUUUUGAAGGCCCUUCAAGAGGAAGAGGUUAUGAAAGUGUUUGUUGAUGACUGCAAGGCUUUGGGAACAGAGAGUGAAGCUGGUGACUGGUCUGGGAAUGUUUCUGAAGGCUUAAUGCUUUAUCAGGCCUUCAGCAACCAGAAUUAUACAGCAGACAGAAAGGUCAGCUGUAUCAACUGGCACCCAACCAUCUUUGGUGUGAUAGCGGUGGCUUUGACAAGGAGAAAGGUGGAGCAGUUGAACGAGUCCGCUGUGUCGGACACUGGAGCUUCACUCAUUGUCUUCUACAGCUUCUCUGACCCGUCUCAUUGCCAGUUGCUGCUGGAGUGUCCAGAUGACAUUUUUGCUUUUGAGUUCUGCCCCUCGGAUCCCAAUGUUAUCGUUGGCGGCUGCACGAACGGCCAGGUUGUCUUGUGGGACAUUUCUGCUCACAUCUCACACUUGGAGGGAACACAGUCAAGUGGUAAAACGGUCUCUGAAACCUUUGAGCUCGAUGACAAGAAGGAGAAUAAGACCCCUGUUGUGCGCUACUGUGCAGUUUCUGCCUUAGAGAGCGGCCACAAAGCACCAAUUACUGAUGUCAAAUGGCUGCCACCGACGUUUGAGGUGACCAGGACGGGCUCACCAGUGGAGAACAGGAACCACGCCUCUGUUCAGUUUGUCACCUGCUCCCCUGACUGCUCGAUACUGUUCUGGGAUGUGCGAGUCAAACAGCUGAGCCAAUCGGCGUCAGACAGGAAGCAGCAGACGACACCUUACGCUGUCCCUGACAGAUUCAAGCACUUGGACUGGACAUGGAAACCGCUGUUCAGGGUUUCCUUGCCAAAAAUCAACACCACUGGAGAAUAUGCUCCUCUGAAGUUCAACUUUGAGCCUUACACCCGUGAGAGCACAACAGAUGGAGGCACAGACAAGGCUGAUGAAAACGAAGCAGACUCAGACAUCCCAGACUUCAGCCAGCUCAGUGCACACUCGGCCAGAACACUCCCAGCUCUGGCAGAUGUCAAUACUAAGCUCUACAUAGGAACAGAGGACUGUGAGAUCAUCUACACUGACUGGAAGCUGGUGAAGGACGACUCUGGACGGAUGCACAGUUCCAAGCCUCUCCACUGUUGUAACAUCCAUCACGGGAUGGUGAAUACAGUCCAACGAUCACCCUUCUUCAAAGACAUCAUUUUAACAAUAGGAGGCUGGAACUUUGCCAUCUGGAAGGAGGGAGUCAUGGAUGGACCCAUCGUCCUGUCACAAGGUUUUGAGCAGGUGUGCACUGUGGGCUGCUGGUCCUUGUCGCGGCCAGCUGUUUUCUUCAUUGGGAAAGAGAACGGUAGUAUUGAGGUGUGGAACCUGCUGGAAAAGACCAAUGAGCCGGUCCACGUCCAAGCACAUGCCACCAACGACACCAUUUCCUCCAUCACUCCCUGGGUCGCCUCUCCCAAGCAGCACUUUCUGGCUGUGAGUGACUGCCUUGGAAUAGUCCGUGUUUUUGAAAUCCCUAAAAAACUUUACAUUCCCUCCAGGAAUGAGGCUUUGAGCAUGAAGAAAUACUUUGAACAUGGGGAGGAAGGGCUGAAGGACUUUUUAAAGAAGAAGGAGCAGUGGGAUAAGCAGAACGCGGAGCUGGACAAGCCAGACGCCGCCACGCUGGAGUCUGAGGAGCUGACAGUGAAGGAGUACAGCGAUUACCUGACGCUGCAGGAGAGCAUCCUGAAAGGCAGAGGCCUGAUGCCAGCCGCCGUCACGCAGCAUCACUAACUGCAUGUUACAUUAAAGCUUGGGUGGAUUUGAUAAAACA
Molecule: messenger RNA, 2811 nt
Organism: Betta splendens (Siamese fighting fish)
Lineage: Eukaryota; Metazoa; Chordata; Actinopteri; Anabantiformes; Osphronemidae
Gene: dnai3
Product: dynein axonemal intermediate chain 3
Exons: 23
Coding region: 189-2771 (860 amino acids)
Biological process (GO): inner dynein arm assembly; cilium movement involved in cell motility
Cellular component (GO): inner dynein arm
Molecular function (GO): dynein heavy chain binding; dynein light chain binding
Source: RefSeq, a predicted model, not a curated record